AUGAGUGGGAGUCCAGGCUCCGCCCCCGUUUUGCGGAGCCGCCCCACCUGUUGGGUCCAGCCUGUAGUUAAGGCCGCCCGCAGACCACCCCCGCCACGCGCGGGCCACGACGACGGUCCCCGCAGGAUCCGCCGGUCGGUCCCGGGACGCCCGAGUGGCUCCUCCCCAAGGUUGAUGCCCACCCGGGUCCCCCACCAUACCCACGGCUCCCGGGGGGACCUGCAGAGCCGCCCUCCUGGCCCAGGGCCCCCGCAUCUGGCGCCUCGCGGCCUUGAAACCAGCGGCCUCCGCUCCCUGUGCCAAACGCAGCCAGGAGUUCACAGGGCAAGGCCUAAGAAGAUUGUAUUUGAGGAUGAACUGCCCUCCCAGGCCCUCAUGGGCACCAAGAAGCCUGUUGGAGCCAUUCCUGAGGGGCAUAUGUCUAGGCCAUGCCCAGUGCCCGACUAUGAGCUUAAGUACCCGGCAGUGAGCAGUGAGAGGGAACGGAGCUGCUAUGCCGCUGUGUUUCAGGACCAGUAUGCAGAGUUCUUGGAGCUCCGGCAGCAGCUGGGCUCUGCACAGAAGAAGCUCCAGCAGCUGAAGGCUCUGCUGACCUCACUGCCUGCUCCCCGAAGCCAGAAGGAGGCUCAAGUAGCCGCCCGUGUCUGGAGGGAAUUUGAGAAGAAGCGGACGGACCCCAUCUUUCUGGACAAACAGGCUCGCUGCCGCUACCUGAGGGACAAACUAAGGCACCUCAAGGCGCAGAUCCAGAAAUUCGACAACCGAGGAGACAGCGAGGGCUCCGUGUACUUCUGAGCUACCUGGCAGAGGGACACAUUGGGGUGGGGGGGUCCCACCUCACCCUCGCUUCUCUUUCUACCUCCUAGCCUUAGCUCUUGCUCUUCCACCCGUACAGAGUAGCUUUCCCCGAUUGCAAAUGCCUCCACCCUUGAGGCUUAGCUCUGAUGACCCCUACUCAAGAAAUUCUUCCCAGGACCUUCUCCUUGACUCCCAGCCCUAACCCCUGGAAGCAGGUGCUGCUUUCCAGUCCCAGUGGAAUAAACAUUUCUUAAAUAGA
Messenger RNA from Artibeus jamaicensis (Jamaican fruit-eating bat), 1057 nucleotides. RefSeq names its product occludin/ELL domain containing 1 (gene OCEL1). The record is from RefSeq and is a predicted model, not a curated record. Bases 1 to 795 code for a protein of 264 amino acids. Gene Ontology annotation, biological process: bicellular tight junction assembly. Gene Ontology annotation, cellular component: bicellular tight junction; apical plasma membrane; cytoplasmic vesicle. NCBI's taxonomy places the organism in Eukaryota, Metazoa, Chordata, Mammalia, Chiroptera, Phyllostomidae. The transcript is spliced from 7 exons.